This is a messenger RNA of Zonotrichia albicollis (white-throated sparrow), 2498 nucleotides long. It is a transcript of the gene SIMC1, whose product is annotated as SUMO interacting motifs containing 1. The record is from RefSeq and is a predicted model, not a curated record. NCBI's taxonomy places the organism in Eukaryota, Metazoa, Chordata, Aves, Passeriformes, Passerellidae. Gene Ontology annotation, molecular function: SUMO polymer binding.
CGCCCGGCGCGGCCCCUCCGGCGGAGCGGAGCCGGCGCCCGCCGCCGCGAUGGACGACAGCGUGGUGCUCGUCAGCGAUUCCGACUCGGAGGGCGCCCGCUCGCCGCCGCCCCAGCCCCGCCGCUCCCAGCACUCGCUGCCCAGCCCCGCUGAGAUCAUUGACCUGACCUGUGAGGAUGCAAACUCAGACCCAACGGCGUCGAGCAGCCUCGCCAUCAUCGACCUGACUGAGGACAUGUGCAGCCUUCUCCAUUCCACCCCUGGUGCUCCUCAGAACUCCAGAAAUGCUGCCCCAGCAGCACACACAUCCCACGCCCAACUCUGCCCCACUGCAGAAACACAGGCAGCGCCAGAGCCAAGCCGUGCACCAGCAUCACACAGCACUUCAGAGAAGCUCAGCUCCACCAUGGUCACAGCAGAAACCAUGGAGAACUGCAGCGGCCUUUUUCCUGUCUCUAGGCACCACAGCCGGAGCCUAGAGCAGGAUGACAGCACUACUGCCUUUAACAGCAGCUUGGACUCAGAGUCAGACUCAGACUGCCAGUCCCCAUCUCCCCCAAGCCUGGACAGCAACAGCAGCAUGGGAGCUGAUGGCCCAGAGAACGAUCCUCCCCAGCCCUGCCUGAGGGAAAGGAACCUCCCCCCAAGGCUGAGUCCUGCCCCAACCAUUCCUGUAACAACAGGAAAGCCCCAAAGGUCUUUGCCAGAAGCAAGUGACUUCCCAGCACACCAGCCAAUCCAGCAAGCUGCCCCAGCCAGGACUGAUGCUGACAGCAAGGCCUUGCUGGAUAAACUGCACAACUUCCGCAGGAGUGGAGUCCAGCACCUCUUCCUCCAAGGCAUCACACCCAACAGGGAAACACAGAAGAAACCUGGGCUCAUCCCCAGGGGGAAGCUUAGCAUGGUGCACACCACCAUGGAGGAGAACAUCCUGGAGGACACCUUGUGUUUCCUGAACGAGUUUGUCUCCUGCCAGCACCGUCCCCCCAAAGAAAUCAUCUGCCACCUGAUCAAAGAGAUGCUGUUGGACACCCAUGAAGGGGAGGUCCUCAAUGACAUCUACGCACUGCUGAUGAAGAUCCAAAUGCUCCAUCCAGCCAACAUCACCACGGUGGGAUGGGACUGGACACUGAUGAAAUUCAUCAUGGAGCAGCAGGAGAAGCCCCCUGGCUGGCUCCUCUUCCUGCAGUACGUGGUACAGACCCUGGAGGAUGACUUCCAGCACAAUCUGAAGUCAUACCAGCUGCAGAAGUCAAUUGCCAAGAAAGUGCUUUCAUGUGACUUGUGCUUCAACAAUGUCAAGGAAGUGGUCAAUUGGUUGGUGGCAGCAGUUACAGGAAUUGGGUUCUCCCAGCCCCAGGAACAGCUGCAAGAAGCCAGGACUGGACACAGAUCAUCUUCACCAAGGCUGGCCAGCACUCAGACAGAACAGGCCCAGACAGCUUUCUUUGCCCAAAAGACAAUGCUCCUGCUCCAGAGGAUGUUGGCCGUGGCAGUGGAGGUGGACAGAUCUCCCACCUGCACCUCCCGCAAGAUUGCAGACGACAUCUUCCCCUUCAUGCUGAAUAUCCCCCUGAGGAGCCAAAGGGAAGCUUUAUUGAACACCAUGGAGAGCCAGCUCCUGCGCUGCAGACUGCUGGAGCUGCUACUCCAGCAUAGUUGUGAUGUGCCCACAACCGCAUCCAUGUCUCUGGACAAGGUUCUGUAUUUCCUGAGCCACUCCUCUGUGCUGCCACAGUUCCAGGAUGAAACAGCAACGUGGCAAAGGUGGGAUGAGAUGCUGCAGUACUUGUGUUUGCUGCUGCUGAGUUACCACAGUGUAAAACUGGAGCACCUGCGGACCUCUAUCAGCGACCGGAUGAAACUGAUUGCUCAGAGAGCCAAGGCCAGGCUCCAGGACAGUGAUGACAUCAGCCAGCUGGACAUUCAGCUGAAGAUGAAUGACUUCAUCAGCAGAAUGCAGAAGACCCUGGGGGGGCCUUUUCCCCCCCAAAUUCAGGAGAAAUUGUUCAUGCUGCAGGAGUUGUUCUUCAUUGUCGCUGCUGCCUGAUGGAGACAACCACUGCAGCAAGGGGGACAAAACUUCAUGUUCUCCAUAUAAACCCCCACAUCUCAUACUGCAACCUCAGCAUCAUGAGGUUGGUUUAUACAGUUCUUUUGAAAGAUUUUUGGUUUAUACUGUCUCCAAAUUUCCAUACAAGUUUGCCUUGUUGUGCAGUUUUGUAAAGCACUUUGUACACUUUAAAAAGGGGAGUUUUUUUCAUGUUUGCUAAGACACUUUUGUCUUGAUGCCAGCACUGCCCAAAGGAAGUAUUUGCCCCAAUCAAUCCAGCAGAAACUGUUCAAGCUGCAGUUGUUCUUCACAGUCACUGCUGCCUGAUGGAGACAACCACUGCAGCAAGGGGGCAAAACUUCAUGUUCUCAAUAUAAACUCUCCCAUCUCAUACUGCAGUCUCUGUAAAUUUUAAAAAAAUAAAUUCUUUUCAUGUUUGCUACGA